AAAUGGGAAGGGGACGGGACGACAAAGAUAGGCAGUUACUUUUACCUCCGGAAAGAAACAAAACGCAGAGCCUGACACACAAAAUUCAGCCUGGGGACAGCCAGCCGGACAGUCACCAGAAGGGGAAGCCGCGAGUGGAGGUGGAGGAAGGGAGGGACAAAGGGAGGCAACUUCAAUGCAGGUGACACCAACUUCGGCUUGCGCGGGUCGGAUUCAGUUUUCCUUCAGACCUCCGAGCCUGGAGGCUGUGGGGAGGUUAAUACCAGCAGCCGAAGGAAAUCGCCGGAGCGGCCGCGCAGCUCUGAGCGACAGGAGCCGGCGACGACCCUCGUGGACGAAAGUGCAAAGAGAAGCAAAAUGCACCUGAAGGACAAAGUGGCUCUGGUCACUGGGGCAGCUCAGGGCAUAGGCAAAGCCUUCGUCGAAGCUCUGCUGGGAAAGGGUUGUAAGGUGGCACUUGUGGAUCUGAAUGCAGAUGCAGGCAAAGUCAGCAAAGAUGCCUUUGAUAAGCAAUAUGAUCCACAGAGAACUAUCUUCAUUCCUUGUGAUGUUUCAAACGAAGAAAAACUUAAAGAUGCAUUUAAGAAAACAAUUCAACAUUUUGGAAAUCUGGAUAUUCUGGUCAAUAAUGCUGGAGUGAAUGAUGAAACGAACUGGGAAAACACCGUUCAAAUCAACUUGAUUUCAGUGAUUAGAGGAACAUAUAUUGGACUAGAGUACAUGAAAAUUGAAAAUGGUGGAAGUGGAGGGGCUAUUAUUAAUACAGCAUCAUUAGCAGGGCUGUGGCCAGUUGCAUACCAACCAGUGUAUUCUGCUUCAAAGCAUGGAGUAAUUGGAUUUACACGUUCAGUGGCUCUGGCUGCUAGAGCAAAAAAUUAUGGUGUACGAAUAAAUGCUAUCUGUCCUGGUUUUGUCAACACACCAAUUCUUCAUACCGCUUUCCAGGAAGAAUAUAUGGGUUUAUAUUAUUCAUUCAAAGAAGAAAUCAAAGAUAAGAUGGAAUUCUAUGGCAUUUUGGACCCGUCACUAAUUGCUGAAGGACUGAUAAAAAUCCUUGAAGAUGAUUCAUUAAAUGGAGAAAUUAUGAAGAUUACAAAACAAGGAAUUAAUUUUCAUGAAUAUUGUACAUAGCCAUAAAAAUAAACCUUUCUAUUUUUUCAUGGAAUAGUUCAUAAUAUUUCCUGUCCUAAAUUCAGGAAUACUAAACUGUUAGAAGAAUAUCUUGGUUAUGUUAAUACUUCAUUUCAAUAUGAAAACUUCUGCCAAUACGUGAAGGAUUUUUGGUAUUAGAAAUUACUUAUAUUUUCAUCAAUUAAUAUUUCAAAUGCUGUAAAAAUAUACUAUAUAAUUUUAAUUGUGAAAAGUAGAGUUAUAAAUGUGAUGUUUAGUAAGUGAUGGCUUAAUCAAUUUAGAGUUUUUAUAGAUUUAAGAGAAGAGAAAUAACAUUACACGCUCUGUUAUUCAUAAAUUAAUCCAAGCAGCAUGACAGAAUUUCAGGAUCUGAUUUACAUAGUAUAGGAUUGCAUAUUUAAGAUUUCAUUCAAAUUAAAUAAUUUUAUCUUUGUAAUGAAUUUUGCCAAGUCUUUUUUCCCCACUUCUACAGACAUAUUUAACAAUAUAUACUGUAGUUAUUUAGUUGAACCUGUCAAAUAAUAUUCGCUCAAUCAUUAUGCUAAAUGUAAGAUUGUUAUCUAGUUACAUUAAAAUAGAACUCAUAAUUUGGUUCACCUUUCUCACAAAAUAAACUUGCACUAGAAAAAUAAAUGAACAAAAGCUUUUUCUGAGAGAGAGAGUGAUUUCUGCUGGCAGAAUAUUGUACUUUUAGGUACAAUAUCAUGAGUCAACACAAAAUUUUAAACAUUUGGAAUACAAUGUUAAAUUAAAAAUAUUUUUACUUA
Molecule: messenger RNA, 1898 nt
Organism: Pantherophis guttatus
Lineage: Eukaryota; Metazoa; Chordata; Lepidosauria; Squamata; Colubridae
Gene: HPGD
Product: 15-hydroxyprostaglandin dehydrogenase
Biological process (GO): female pregnancy; prostaglandin metabolic process
Cellular component (GO): cytoplasm
Molecular function (GO): 15-hydroxyprostaglandin dehydrogenase (NAD+) activity
Source: RefSeq, a predicted model, not a curated record